Messenger RNA from Culicoides brevitarsis, 1443 nucleotides. RefSeq names its product diphosphomevalonate decarboxylase (gene Mvd). Gene Ontology annotation, cellular component: cytosol. The record is from RefSeq and is a predicted model, not a curated record. The transcript has 5 exons. Lineage: Eukaryota; Metazoa; Arthropoda; Insecta; Diptera; Ceratopogonidae. Bases 121 to 1251 code for a protein of 376 amino acids. Gene Ontology annotation, molecular function: ATP binding; diphosphomevalonate decarboxylase activity. Gene Ontology annotation, biological process: isoprenoid biosynthetic process; isopentenyl diphosphate biosynthetic process, mevalonate pathway.
CAAAUCUUCCUUAGAAUAUGAAGUCAGUUCAUUUGAAUCAGAAAUCAUUUGAAUAAUUUGAGACUUUUUAAUACUUAAAACUAAAAAUUAUAAGAAAAAUAAAUAAAUAAAAAAAAACAAAUGCCAUCUGUAACUUGUAUAGCUCCAGUAAAUAUUGCUGUAAUAAAGUACUGGGGCAAGAGAGAUGAAAAAUUGAUUCUUCCACUAAAUGAUUCAAUAAGUACAACUUUGUCUACCGAGCAGUUGUGUGCUAAAACUACUAUAACUCUAAGCAAAAGUAUAAGGCAAAAUAGAUUAUUUUUGAAUGGAAAAGAGGAACGUUUCGAGAAUCCACGUUUAAUUGUAUGUUUAAAUGAAAUUAAAAAUCGAGCUAGACUUGGUGGAACAGUUUCUGCCGAAAUUCUGGAAUGGAACUUGGAAAUUGUUUCAGAAAAUAAUUUUCCAACUGCCGCGGGACUAGCUUCCAGUGCAGCUGGUUAUGCUUGUUUAGUAACAGCAUUAGCUGCUCUCUACAAAAUAGAAAAUCAAGAUAUUUCAAGUAUAGCUAGAAUGGGCUCUGGUUCAGCAUGUCGGAGUAUUUAUGGUGGCUUUGUGCAAUGGAAAAUGGGUGUUGAACCUUCGGGCCAAGAUUCGAUAGCCAUUCAAGUAGCACCAGAGUUUCAUUGGCCAGAACUACGAAUUCUAAUACUUGUUGUGAAUGAUAAAAAAAAAGGUACAAGCUCUACUAUUGGCAUGACAAGAAGUGUUAAUACCUCAGAACUUUUGAAGUAUCGUGCUGCCACUUGCGUUCCGAGGAGAAUCAAUCAAAUGAAAGCUGCAAUAGAGAAUAAAGAUUUUUCGAUGUUUGCAAAGAUUACAAUGCAAGACAGCAAUCAGUUUCAUGCUGUUUGCCUUGAUACGUACCCUCCCUGUAUUUACAUGAAUGAAGUAUCGCUAAAAAUUAUUGAUUUUAUUCACAACUUUAAUGAUUAUAAAAAAGAAAUAUGUGCUGCAUAUACAUUUGAUGCAGGCCCGAACGCAUGUCUUUAUGUUGAAGAGAAGCAUUUAGCAGAAUUAAGUGCCUUUAUCGAUCACGUAUUUCCACAUGAAAAUUUUAAUAGUAAGAAUUACAAACGCGGAAUUGAAGUAAAAGAAAAACAUGAUUUAAAGCAUGAUGAAAAAGAAUUGUUCAUUCAGCAAGAUCAAAAUUUGUUGAAAUUCAUCAUACAUACAAGAGUCGGCGUUGGACCCACAGUUGAAGUGUUGCCUUAACAUUAUUCAUAGGCAAAUAAAAAUGUUAUUGGUGAAGGAAUAGUUUUUAUUAGUGAAAAAUAACGUUUUUUGGUAUUUGAAAAAUAAAACACUGAAAAUAGGUGAACUGUUAUUUAUUUUUUACGACAUUUUGAAUUUCAAAACUCCAUCAACCGAACUAGUUUCUUGAUCAUUUCUUCUAUCUUAGACCGA